Otolemur garnettii (small-eared galago) is the source of this 1472-nucleotide messenger RNA. RefSeq names its product crystallin zeta like 1 (gene CRYZL1). The transcript has 12 exons. The coding region runs from base 1 to 1059 and encodes 352 amino acids. Gene Ontology annotation, molecular function: oxidoreductase activity. The record is from RefSeq and is a predicted model, not a curated record. NCBI's taxonomy places the organism in Eukaryota, Metazoa, Chordata, Mammalia, Primates, Galagidae.
AUGGUGGCUGUAUCUCCUCCCCCAGCUCCACCCUACAACAAACACUUCGACACACAGACCUUCUAUAACCAAAGGGAAAAUCUUCCUGUUAUAGAAGAUAAUUUCGUGAAACUUCAAGUUAAAGCUUGUGCUCUGAGCCAGAUAAAUACGAAGCUUCUGGCAGAAAUGAAGAUGAAGAAGGAAUUCUUUCCUGUUGGGAGAGAAAUUGCUGGAAUUGUGUUAGAAGUUGGAAGCAAGGUAUCAUUCUUUCAACCAGAUGAUGAAGUAGUCGGAAUUUUGCCAUUGGACUCUGAAGACUCUGGACUUUGUGAAGUUGUUAGAGUACAUGAGCAUUACUUGGUUCAUAAACCAGAAAAGGUCACUUGGACAGAAGCAGCUGGAACCAUUCGGGAUGGAGUUCGAGCCUACACAGCACUGCAUUACCUUUCUCAGCUCUCUCCAGGAAAGUCAGUGCUGAUCAUGGAUGGAGCGAGUGCAUUUGGUACAAUAGCUAUUCAGUUAGCACACCAUAGGGGAGCCAAGGUGAUUUCAACAGCAUGCAGCCUUGAAGACAAGCAGUUCCUUGAAAGACUUAGGCCUUCUAUAGCCCGAGUGAUUGAUGUAUCUAAUGGUAAAGUCCAUGUUGCUGAAAGCUGUUUGGAAGAAACAGGUGGCCUAGGAGUAGAUAUUGUCCUAGAUACUGGAGUGAGAUUGUAUAGUAAAGAUGAUGAACCAGCUGCAAAAUUACAAUUACUACCACAUAAACAUGAUGUUAUCACACUUCUUGGUGUUGGAGGCCAUUGGGUAACAACAGAAGAAAACCUUCAGUUGGAUCCUCCAGACAGCCAUUGCCUUUUCCUCAAGGGAGCAACAGUGGCUUUCCUUAAUGAUGAAGUUUGGAAUUUGUCAAAUGUACAACAGGGAAAAUAUCUUUGUAUCUUAAAAGAUGUGAUGGAGAAGUUAUCAAAUGGUGUUUUUAGACCUCAUAUGGAUGAAGCCAUUCCACUGUACGAGGCAAAAGUUUCCAUGGAAAUUGUUCAGAAAAAUCAAGGAAGAAAAAAGCAAGUUGUUCAAUUUUAAUUUUCUUCUUUCUCAGACCUCAGUUGGAUGAACCUAUCCCAUAUUUGAAGCCACAGUUUUCCUUGGAUAUUGUUGAGAAAAAUCAAGGAAGAUAAUAGCAAGUUCUGCUUGUAAGCAUGUUUUCCUGCUAAGACAAGAUGCUCAGUUAUAUGACACAUUUGAAAACUAUUUGAAAAAUUAUUGUUUGGACGAUCAAGAUAAUCGUAUAACAUGUGAAGGGAAUAGUCUGAAAACCUUUUUAGUUAUUGUUUCUAUAUACAUUUUGCCUCUGCUAUAACAUUCUUUCCACGAAGAAAACUGCUUUCAGCAAAAGCCACACUACUGAUAAAGCUGUUACAGGCCUUUGCUAAACUAUCAAAAUAAUGUUAUUAAUUUGUUAUUAAUGUUAUUAACAUCAACUAUGUUCUCAACAC